Molecule: messenger RNA, 1555 nt
Organism: Schistosoma mattheei
Lineage: Eukaryota; Metazoa; Platyhelminthes; Trematoda; Strigeidida; Schistosomatidae
Source: the annotation of a GenBank genome assembly
UAUUCAACAAUUAUCACGAUAACGAGAAUACUACACAGUAUUUAUGCCACUUGACCUGUAGUUUAAGAAUUCAAAGUCAAUUUUCUAGAUAGAAUGAUGGUCGACUUUACUAUUGAUCGCAUCAAAAUUAUUGAUUAUUUAUGGUUGUGAAGCAUUUCAAGCUAACACAUGUGGUGAGACUAUAAUUCAUAGAUGAACCAAUGAGAUUGAGGAUAAGACGUGUUGUAUUUUGAUGCGAAGUUCAUUCAUCCACUUGGCAAAAUGGAGUUCUUGCAUUUUGGUGAUGUCUGUUGAUGAUGAAAAUUCUCAAUCUAAUUCCUAAUUUGAACCAUCAACUGUAAAUCGAAAUUCUAAUUCCUCACACUGGUUUAUAACAAUUGAUUGAUCACUGGGUAGUGAUCAAUUCCAUGUAUAUCAGGUCGUUCAUAAUGCAGAUCGAAUCCUGUCGAACAAGUUGGAAUGAGGUCACUAUUCUGGUAACCAGAAAAGAAUGGAAAAAAUGACAUUGAAAAUUGCCUUUAGUUCUAUACAAUUAAAUGAAUUUAAUUCAUAUCGUUAUGGUAUUAUUCUACCAUUCAAUAAACAAAUUAUAUGUAAACAAUUUAAUUUAAAUCAAUGGCCAAUAACAAAAUUAUGGAGAAACAUUUUUCGAAAUAUAUUUCAUUGCAAAUUAUUACAACGUUUUCAUGAAUCUAAAUUAUUAUUAUUGAAUAAUAAUAAUCAUCAUCUUAUUAUACCAUAUGAAAUUGACAUAGAUUAUAAUCAUUUCACUAUAUUAACAAAUUAUUAUCCAUACGGUAAUUUAUUUGAAUGGUUUCAACAAAGAUUCACAUUCACUAUUGAAGAUAUAUAUUAUAUUAUAAAAUAUUUAUGUGAAGCUGUCAAUUAUUUACAUAGUAACCAUAUUUACCAUGGUAACAUUAAACCAUAUAAUAUAUUCUUUAAAGCAUUUCAUCCUAAAUCAUUAUCCUUAGUAUUAGAUUUUAGUGUAUUAACAGAGAUCAAUAUAUUAUGUAAUCAUAAUGAUACAAAAUUAUUUAUAUAUUGGUCACCAGAAUAUAUGAUACAUGUUAAAGUAACCAUGGAUGAUAUACAUUCAACUGAAAAAGACAAUAUAUGUUAUAUUAUGAAAGAAUUAUGGAAGAAAAAAUCAAUGGAAUUAGAUACAUGGUCUAUUGGUGUUAUUAUGUAUUUAUUAUUGACUGGGAAAUUACCAUUUAUUGAUCAAUAUAAAGAAUUGAAUACAUUUAUGAAUGAUAUCAAAACAAAUUCUAUACAAUUAAAUCAUUCAUUAUUAUUAUAUAAUAUUGAUAAAUCAAUAUAUCAAAUCAUUAAUAUGUUAUUACAAAUCGAUAUACAUCAACGUAUUGAUCUUAAUCAAUUUAUGAUAAUCAAUUGGUUGCAUAAUAUUCAUCAUGAUAAUAAACAAAGAGAUAUAAAAUCAAUUAUAGAAUAUAAUUUUUUAACUACAUUUAUACAACAUCAAAUGGAAUCAGAGAAUACAUUGAAACAAUUAAAACAUUUUAUGAAAAUUACACAUUCAAAUGUACAAUGA